AUGGAUUCUGACGACUACAUGAAUCCAUAUCAUCCCUCCUCUAGCUAUAUGAAUCUGUUACAAAGUCAGCUUGAAACUCAAAACCUCGACAGUCCUUCUCUAAGUCCAUGUUCUGAAACUCCAUCUGAACCUGCAUCACCUCAAGAAAGCCGCAAGUUAAGGCAUGCUUGGUUACCAGCUGAUGAUAAGAUGCUUGUCUCUGGUUGGCUCAACACCAGCAAGGAUCCGGUAACUUCUAAUCAGCAAAGACGCGGUGCUUUUUGGGGAAGGAUUGCAGACUAUGUUGGAAAGUGUCUGAAUGCUGUAGGUCGGCCAAAGAGGGAGGCGAGUCAUUGUAAGCAGAGGUGGGGGAGGAUCAAUGACUUGGUGUGCAAGUUCGUUGGUUGUUACGAGACUGCUACAAGAGAGAAGUCGAGUGGGCAGAGUGAAGAUGACGUGAUGAAGGUAGCACACAAAAUAUUCUCCAAUGAUCAAGGACAUUGGUUUACCUUGGAGCAUGCUUGGCGAGACUUAAGGUAUGAUCAAAAAUGGUGUGCAUCCAUAUCUACUAAAGGCAAUGGAGUGAAGAGGGGAAGGGAGGAUGCACAUCCGGUGAAUGACAUCGAUGGAUCACAGCCACGUCCUCCUGGUGUUAAGGCUGCAAAGGGGAAGUCGAAAAAGAGCACUAGUACACAACCGGCUGUGGAGGAAGAUGGAGGCGAUUUCUUGGAGCUUCAGUUGGAACGUGUAGAGAGGAUGUAUGAGAUGAAACAGAAAGAUUUCACCUUGAAGGAGAAAGAGUUCGCUAUGAAGAAGGAGCAUAUGAAGCAUGUUAUGCUUGAAAAUCUGAUUGCUAAGAAGGAUUCACUAUCUGAAUCCGAGAAAGCUCUGAAGGACAAGCUAAUUGAUGACAUGAUGUCAUCAAGUUGA
Messenger RNA from Camelina sativa (false flax), 909 nucleotides. RefSeq names its product glutathione S-transferase T2-like. The record is from RefSeq and is a predicted model, not a curated record. Lineage: Eukaryota; Viridiplantae; Streptophyta; Magnoliopsida; Brassicales; Brassicaceae.